This is a messenger RNA of Anguilla rostrata (American eel), 5992 nucleotides long. RefSeq names its product armadillo repeat containing 5 (gene armc5). NCBI's taxonomy places the organism in Eukaryota, Metazoa, Chordata, Actinopteri, Anguilliformes, Anguillidae. Bases 412 to 5292 code for a protein of 1626 amino acids. The record is from RefSeq and is a predicted model, not a curated record. Gene Ontology annotation, cellular component: cytosol. Gene Ontology annotation, biological process: anatomical structure morphogenesis. Gene Ontology annotation, molecular function: protein binding. The transcript is spliced from 8 exons.
UUUGUUGUUCAGCAAAAAUGGCGUCAGCGUCUAUCUAACAGAUUGCGUUUGGCUAGUAAAAUGCAACGUGUCGUAGAUAUAAUCAAAGCUAGUAAAUAUGCACUCGUGGACGAGAAGAAUACGAAUUAGUUAGCUAUAUGAAGGAAGCUGUCAAAAGAACAAUUUGAUAUUUAUAUAUGUUCGGCGUGUUUACUUCGAUCGGCCUAAAAUUAUUCAACGAAGGGAGGGGUAGGUAAUUUACUACAACUCCCAUCAGCACUCUCGCGGCUGUGUCAAGCGGUAAACCCCGCUUUGGUGCAUGCCGGUAGAUGUAGUUUUAUGCCAUUCUUUGGGUCUUGGCCUCACUGAACACCGCAGUCCCCCAAUUCCCCGGCCUCUCAGGGACGGAGAGAGGGAGGGAACGCUGUGGAAAUGUUUGCAGUGCAUGGGAACGGACAGCACGCCAAACGGACGGCCACCAGCAGGGAGGCGUCUGCCCCGGAGUCCUCGCUGAGCUGGUGUCUGACGCAGCUCUCCAAAGCUGGACCUGCAGCGAGUGCCCAGACGGAUGGAGGGGGGCAGCCGGACCGCGGGGGAGAGGAGCGGGCGAAGGAGGCAGAGCGGCGGGCUCAAGCCGGGCUGUGGCGAGCGCUGGUGGCCAUCCGCACGCGGCACAUCAAAGGCGGCAGCGCCGGGAUCGCGCGCUACCGGGCUCGCGGCGGACUGCCACCGCUCCUCGAGGUCCUCCGCCACCCGGGCUGUCAACGCAAGACCCAGGACCUGGUGCUGAGCAUCCUGGCCAACUGCUGUACGGAGGGCGAGAGCCGCACACAGGUGCGGAAACUGGGAGGAAUUGGCCACGUGGUGGCCAUUCUGAAGAACGUUCCGGUUGAUUCGGUCCAGAACCGAGCCGCUCGGGCCCUUGGGAACCUGGCCAUGGACCCGCAGAACUCCGCCCUCAUCCACUCGGCCGGUGGUGUUGCUCCCCUCAUCCUCUGCCUUUCUCCUCCUUCCUCCUCCUCCUCCUCCUCCUCCUCCACUUCCUCCUCCCCUUGCCCGGCCCCCGCGGCCACGCCCUGCCCCAAACUGGAGUGCGCCCAGUCGGCGGCCCGCGCCCUGCUCUACCUCUCGGACACCCCGGCCAACCGGCUGUCCGUGCUGUCCCAGGGGGCCGUGGCCGCCCUGGCCCUGCUGCUGGGGCCCGAGCACCCCGCCGGGCUCCGCCGGGCCUCCCUGCGGGCCCUGGGCGAGCUGACCCGCGGCUGCACCCCCGAGUGCGCCCGGGAGGUGUCCCGCAGCGGGGCGCUGGCCCAGCUGGCCGCCCUGGCCCUGGACCCCGGGGCCCCGGCCCUGGCGGAGGCGGCCCUGAGGACGCUGGCCGGCCUGUGCGCCCAGGGCUGCCUGCGCCCCCUGGUGGGCUCCCUCGGGGUGAUCGGCAAGUUCACGGAGGAGGUGAAGCGGUCGGGGGCCAAGUCGGGCCCCUUCCUCCGGGCGCUCUGCCUGUGCUGCAAGGAGGCGGUGAACCGGGUCAAGGUGAAGGAGAGCGGCGGCCUGGAGGCCCUGAUUGGCUUCCUCUCGGCCAAUCAGAGCCACCCGCUUUCCCGAUUGGCCGUCCUGGCCUUCGUCGACUUCGUCUACGACGAGUCAGCCAUGGAGCAGCUCCAGGGGCUGGGCCUGGUGCCGCUGCUGGUCUCCCGAUUGGUCGCUCUGGCUAAAGGGGAGGAGACGGCCGGCGGGGAGGCGGACGCGGCCCUGCCGUCCUCCCCGUCAGAGCUGAUGGACACGUCCUGCUUCGACUCGUUUGACUUCCCCCCUCCCGAGGGCCACAGGAGGGAGGAGGCGGGGAAGGAACCGGGCCAAGGCUCAUCCAGCUUCCUCAGUUUGAGGUCCUGGCUGCUGUCCGAGGGACUGAUCUCCUGCGAGGGAGAGCUGCUGUCUCCUUCAGGAGGCGGAGAGGGGAGCUGGAGCAGCCUGUGCGCCUCCUUCUCUCCCCCCGCUCCCCUCUCUGAGGGGCCGUCCCCUUUAGCGUGCCCCUCUCCCACCCUGGCGGUCCCGCUGCACUCCUCCAGCCCCGUCUGCCAAGCGCCCCUCACCCCGGGCCCCGCCCCCAGCCCUGGCCCCACCCCUGCCCCCGCCUCCGCCCCCACCCCUGCCACCACCCCUGCCCCCGCCUCCGCCCCAACCCCUGCCGCCACCCCUGGCUCCGCCCCUGCCCCCGCCUCCGCCCCCACCCCUGCCCCCACCCCCCCCCCUGCCACCACCCCUGGCUCCGCCCUCCCGUCUUCAUACCACAAAAGAGCGGCCGCGUCUGCCUCCACCCCUCUUCCCCCUCCCCCCUUGGCCCUACAGCAGUCUCCCCACAAGCCCGUCUCCUCGCCCCCCUCCCAGCCUUCCCCUCCUCCCAAAAAACAGCCCCAGACCCGCUCCGGCGCCCCCUCUAGCGCCCCUCCUCCCGAUACCCCUCCCGGGCCCCCGUACCAGCACCCGUACCACCCCGAGCCCUGGACGAGCGAGUCCCCGAUCCUCCUCCUGCUGUCCCGCUUCUCGCAGUCCAUGGACCCCAGCGCGGCGCUGGUCCACUCGGGCGUUCUCCCCGGCCUGCUGUGUUACCUCACUCAGCGCCAGGACCCCAGCGCCAGGUGCUUCCGCAUGCUGGGCCGCCUCAGCUGCAACCCAAACUGCCUGCAGGGGCUGGUCCGGACCGGGGCGGCGGUUCUCCUCCGGCUCCGCCUCUGUCUGAGAGAGGGUCUGAAGGAGGGGGACAGACAGACGGACAGGGUUAAGGCCAGCACGCAGCAGCUGGGUAAGGCUCUGCUCAAUAACCUGCGCUUGCAGUGUGAGUCCAGCUUCGGCUCUGGGGUGCUGAGCCACAUCAUGCUGUCCGGUUCUGAUACAGACAGGCUGUACUGUACCCUCAGCUUGCCCCUGUUAACCAGUAACAAGCUCCUGCAGAAGAAACUCCUCCUGGACAACGGAGGCUUGCAGUCUGCUUUGGAACACAUAGGUUGGCAUGACGACAGUAAGGACCACACCCUUGGAUUCUGGAAGUCUCUCGCGAGUUGGCUGCACCCCCCUCAGCCCGCCACUCCAGGACGUCUGUGUUCUCUCUACUUCCUCCUCCUCUCAGAGUGUCUCUCCUGUUUGAUGGGACCGUCCAGACUGGACCCGAACAAGCAGCCGAGCUCCUGGUUGGGCUCUGCGACUGGUGCGGGCGUGUCACAGAACAACGUUAGCGUCCCGCUAAUCUCCGAAAGUCCCUCGCCCCCUCCCUCUAAAAAGCCGUGCCUCGCCUGCCCCUACCUGGACUCGGACUUUGACGUGGUCUUCCUGCUGGACGACGGCAGUCGGUUUGCGGCCAGUGAGGACGCCGUCGCCGGGGGCGAUGGGUCAGAAAGGGUCGGGUCGGAGUAUUUCCGGGCCUUGCUGAAGGGGGGGUUUGGGGAGGCACAGAGGAGGAGUGGGGAGGGGAUCCCCAUAAGGGAUGUAACAGCCCAAAUGCUGCUGCCUGUCUUACACUACCUACAUGGGUGUUGCGUGUCUCCCAGAGAGGAGAUGGGUACAGUUGGGCAGAUUGAGGGACAGAAGGGGACUGGGGGCAGUAGGCCACGUGGGCACUGUGCGGUUUUGGGAUCUCUUGCAGUGGGGGGACUGGGGCAGAGUAGCUCAGAGGAGAGGGAGGGGUUCCAGAACAGCCCCUUAGCCGAAGCCAUGGUGGGGGCCAGCAUGUUUUUGGUGUCCGGGCUGCAGGAGGAGCUGGAGGCCUUGUGCGUGUCCCUGCUCCAGUCCCACAGUGUUUCGCGGCCCAUCUCCGUGACCUCCGAGCCUGAGGCACGGCUCGUGUCUAAAGCUGACUGUCGGCUCCAACCAAACACGCCCGAGUCCGCGGGCCGGAGGGGGCCGGAGUCCGCGUGUGGGAGGGGGAGCGGGAAAGAUUUGAGCUCCGACCCAGACGGUGACGUUGUGGCACCGGUAGAAUCCAGGAAGCAGGCUGUGGGCUCGGGGGUGCAGCAGGGACACUCAGCCAACCAGCAGGGCCAACUGCAGCCCAGGAGCGAGCUCGUCAUGGGGAAAGCGCCGGAAGUGGGAAUAAGAAGAAAACCGAACACUCCGUGUGUCUUAAAUUUGGAAUUGAGGGCAAAGCGUAGCAUAGGAUCUGCCUUUAAGGCUAGCGAUGUCCACCUGGACUCUAUCGUAGCAUGGGGAUCUGCAACAAGAUUAGAUUCUGAACUGCUAUCAGAAUCUGACAACCUAGAUAGUGGAUUGCUAGAGCAAGCAAGGUCAGGUUCUCCCACAAGGUUAAAUUGCCAGCUUUUGCUUGAGGGUGUAGCAGAUGCUGCUGCAGGUUCUGAAGCAUCAAGCAACUCUGAACCGCCACCUGGAGCUCCAACAGUGGAGAGGGGUACAGAGUUGGCCAGCAAUGAGGAUGUCAGGCCUUGGUUGGGUUCAGGGGAAAGCUCACAUGAUAGUCCAGGUGCAGGUUCCGCAACCAAGCCAGUUGACGUAAUGAAAACCGAAUUAAACUCUGGGUCUAGAUCACGUUCGGAAUCGGGCAGUGUGUCAGGAAUGAAGCUCGACUCGGGUUGCAAGUGGUCAUCAGAUCCAGGCCCAGAUUUCAUCACGGUUGAUAAAAUAACCUCUCACUUUCACUUUGGUCCAAGUCAGGACUCAGAACCAGGCUUGAAGCCACUUUCUGGUUUGUGGCGAACAUCUGCACUGGACCAUAAAACGGAGAGACUCUCACGGGCUAUGUCCAAAUCCUGCUGCCUGUCGGAUCGCAGUCCUGGCACGGAGUCAGGCUCCGCCCCCCAGAAAGACGGUGCUCCUGAUUUAAAGGCAGACCCUCAUAGUCCAGAUCCUACAGCGGAACCAGGCAACACGUCUCCUAUAAGAUCAGGCCAGGCCUCUGGAUCACAGUCUCGACAGGACUCGAAAGCAUCCAGUCCGUCAGACCUUAAAUUAGCCAAACCCUCAGGGCCCAAAUUAGAUUUGAGCUCAAGGCUUGAAAGCAUGCCAGGCACAGGACGUGGCUCUCCCGCAGCCCCGGGUCGGGCACCCCGCCCCAUGCCAGAUACGGAUCGUGAGUGGCAGUCCCUUGUCGCCGUCCUCCCGGAACUCUACCGUUUCUCACAGCUCCAUAACUACCUUCGCUUGCGUCAGAUGUGCCUCUCUGUGUUGCUGUGGCAACAGAGGACCUCACCCCAGCUGCCCCUCUCCCUGGCUGCGGACUGUUUGUCUAAGCUGGCGCGUAGGUCGCACUGCAUCGAGACCCUAAAACGAGACAUCCUGCUUCUGGUGACUCUGGCGCUGAGCUGAGGUCGCAACGGAAGUGACGUGUUUUUCCACAGGUUAGCUGGUGAGUUGCGAGUAAAUGCCAUUGUGUGUCGAUUAUAUACCAGUGUAAUCAUAUGUACACGCGCGUCUGUGUCCUUUCUUUGCAAGGGGCCAACUGUUAAGAGGUGUGCUGUCAGGCAGUGGGACUGGUUCCCAUCGGAGAAUAGGCGGCUGGACUGUGUUGCUCAAGACGCAGCGCCAGUAGUGCUUGCGGGGACUCUGUGCCGCCGGGAGGUUGCAGGUUUCAGUCCCAGGAUGGGGCACAGUCAUCGUACCGUGGAGCUGGGUAUUCCACCCGAAUUGCUUCUGAAAAAAUCAAGCUGUGCAAAUGGACUGAAGCCUGUAAAAGUGUGUACUUCAUCAAUGGACCUGCUUAAGAAGACAUGGAAUCACACACACUGCAGCACUUACUAGUCUUGCAUUUAUGUUUGUAAAAAGGGUUAUUGGAAUCAAGUAUAAUUAAUAACAGGGACAGAAUAAUAUGAUUUUUAGUUUUGUUCAGUAAACGGAGUCCCAGAUACAUUAGUUAAAUGACACGCACAAUCACGUUUGGGCCAAAUGCUCUUGUUCAAAUUGUAAUACAGAUCGUUCUAAAAUAGAGAGAAGAUGGGGUUGGAAAAAUUAUGAUAUUGUCUCCCAUUAUCAGUUUAUUCUCUCAAUAAAUAUGCUAAUCUAUAGCCCA